AUGGAAUCACAAAUAAUUUUAACAGAAUGGAAAGAAUUUGGAACGAUUGGUGGGUAUAUUCAAGCUGAAAUAUUACACUUACUUCAACUUGUUUUAUUCAAUCAACGUUGGGAUAUAGAUGAAAAUGUUACUAUAAACCUAAUUCGUGACCUUUUCAACACAUGGUAUUCUUCGUCUGUUCCAGAAGGAUUGACUUCGCAAAUAGUACAGGCAUUGGGACAAAAGGUAGAUGACAAUAUCUUACCUUCGCUAUCCACCGCGUUAAUAUCCCCAUCAACAUUUUCAUCACCUCUACCAUCGGUACUUUCUGACGAGCUAAUUGUCAUUGGUGCCGGUCAAAUGAGAACUGGGACAACAAGUUUAAAGGCUGCCUUACAGAUGUUGUAUAAUCAACCGUGUUAUCAUAUGUCUGAUGUUGUCAAUCACUAUAAAGAAUCACAUAUACAAAAAUGGUUACAUUUAUUCAACGAAAUGAAUAAGUCCAGCGAUAAAAAUUGUAUUUUAAAUGAAGCUUACUGGAAAGAUAUUUAUGGAGAAUGCAAAUUUGCUGUUGACUAUCCAACUUGUUUAUUCUACAAGGAAUUGAUGAAGAUCUAUCCAAACGCUAAGGUGAUCCUGACAAUUCGUGGUGCUGAUUCAUGGGUGUCAAGUUGUCGAGCUACAACCGCUUCAGAUCUUGUUAUGAAGAAACACCCAUCGUUUACAGAAUGUUUAAUCUAUCGACUACGUGGAAUUAAAAGUUUACCAAAAUUGCAUGAUAAAAUGUUCAGUCAAGCAUUUGGCACUAAUUAUGAUACAAUGACAAAUGAUGAAUUAAAACAAGUCUACCUUCAAUGGAAUCAAAAUGUUAUUGACUCUGUGCCAAGUGAUCGUUUACUAGUUUUUAAUCUUGUACAAGGAUGGGAACCAUUAUGUGAAUUUCUUCAGAUCCCUGUUCCUCAAGAUAUAAAUUUUCCUCAUUUAAAUAAAGGUGCUGAUAUGAGAAGAAACUUAUUGAAAUAUCGAUAUUUAGCACAAUUUAUGAACUUUCUUAUAGUUGGUUCAUUUUCCAUGCUGAUAUGUUACUUUCACACUACAGAAUUCUUUGUAUGUGCUAUUACAUCAAUUUACCCAUCAUCAUCAUCAUCAUCAUCAUCAUCAUCAUCAUCAUCAUCAUCAUCAUCAUCAUCAUCAUCAUCAUCAUCAUCAUCAUCAUCAUCAUCAUCAUCAUCAUCAUCAUCAUCAUCAUCAUCAUCAUCAUCAUCAUCAUCAUCAUCAUCAUCAUCAUCAUCAUCAUCAUCAUCAUCAUCAUCAUCAUCAUCAUCAUCAUCAUCAUCAUCAUCAUCAUCAUCAUCAUCAUCAUCAUCAUCAUCAUCAUCAUCAUCAUCAUCAUCAUCAUCAUCAUCAUCAUCAUCAUCAUCAUCAUCAUCAUCAUCAUCAUCAUCAUCAUCAUCAUCAUCAUCAUCAUCAUCAUCAUCAUCAUCAUCAUCAUCAUCAUCAUCAUCAUCAUCAUCAUCAUCAUCAUCAUCAUCAUCAUCAUCAUCAUCAUCAUCAUCAUCAUCAUCAUCAUCAUCAUCAUCAUCAUCAUCAUCAUCAUCAUCAUCAUCAUCAUCAUCAUCAUCAUCAUCAUCAUCAUCAUCAUCAUCAUCAUCAUCAUCAUCAUCAUCAUCAUCAUCAUCAUCAUCAUCAUCAUCAUCAUCAUCAUCAUCAUCAUCAUCAUCAUCAUCAUCAUCAUCAUCAUCAUCAUCAUCAUCAUCAUCAUCAUCAUCAUCAUCAUCAUCAUCAUCAUCAUCAUCAUCAUCAUCAUCAUCAUCAUCAUCAUCAUCAUCAUCAUCAUCAUCAUCAUCAUCAUCAUCAUCAUCAUCAUCAUCAUCAUCAUCAUCAUCAUCAUCAUCAUCAUCAUCAUCAUCAUCAUCAUCAUCAUCAUCAUCAUCAUCAUCAUCAUCAUCAUCAUCAUCAUCAUCAUCAUCAUCAUCAUCAUCAUCAUCAUCAUCAUCAUCAUCAUCAUCAUCAUCAUCAUCAUCAUCAUCAUCAUCAUCAUCAUCAUCAUCAUCAUCAUCAUCAUCAUCAUCAUCAUCAUCAUCAUCAUCAUCAUCAUCAUCAUCAUCAUCAUCAUCAUCAUCAUCAUCAUCAUCAUCAUCAUCAUCAUCAUCAUCAUCAUCAUCAUCAUCAUCAUCAUCAUCAUCAUCAUCAUCAUCAUCAUCAUCAUCAUCAUCAUCAUCAUCAUCAUCAUCAUCAUCAUCAUCAUCAUCAUCAUCAUCAUCAUCAUCAUCAUCAUCAUCAUCAUCAUCAUCAUCAUCAUCAUCAUCAUCAUCAUCAUCAUCAUCAUCAUCAUCAUCAUCAUCAUCAUCAUCAUCAUCAUCAUCAUCAUCAUCAUCAUCAUCAUCAUCAUCAUCAUCAUCAUCAUCAUCAUCAUCAUCAUCAUCAUCAUCAUCAUCAUCAUCAUCAUCAUCAUCAUCAUCAUCAUCAUCAUCAUCAUCAUCAUCAUCAUCAUCAUCAUCAUCAUCAUCAUCAUCAUCAUCAUCAUCAUCAUCAUCAUCAUCAUCAUCAUCAUCAUCAUCAUCAUCAUCAUCAUCAUCAUCAUCAUCAUCAUCAUCAUCAUCAUCAUCAUCAUCAUCAUCAUCAUCAUCAUCAUCAUCAUCAUCAUCAUCAUCAUCAUCAUCAUCAUCAUCAUCAUCAUCAUCAUCAUCAUCAUCAUCAUCAUCAUCAUCAUCAUCAUCAUCAUCAUCAUCAUCAUCAUCAUCAUCAUCAUCAUCAUCAUCAUCAUCAUCAUCAUCAUCAUCAUCAUCAUCAUCAUCAUCAUCAUCAUCAUCAUCAUCAUCAUCAUCAUCAUCAUCAUCAUCAUCAUCAUCAUCAUCAUCAUCAUCAUCAUCAUCAUCAUCAUCAUCAUCAUCAUCAUCAUCAUCAUCAUCAUCAUCAUCAUCAUCAUCAUCAUCAUCAUCAUCAUCAUCAUCAUCAUCAUCAUCAUCAUCAUCAUCAUCAUCAUCAUCAUCAUCAUCAUCAUCAUCAUCAUCAUCAUCAUCAUCAUCAUCAUCAUCAUCAUCAUCAUCAUCAUCAUCAUCAUCAUCAUCAUCAUCAUCAUCAUCAUCAUCAUCAUCAUCAUCAUCAUCAUCAUCAUCAUCAUCAUCAUCAUCAUCAUCAUCAUCAUCAUCAUCAUCAUCAUCAUCAUCAUCAUCAUCAUCAUCAUCAUCAUCAUCAUCAUCAUCAUCAUCAUCAUCAUCAUCAUCAUCAUCAUCAUCAUCAUCAUCAUCAUCAUCAUCAUCAUCAUCAUCAUCAUCAUCAUCAUCAUCAUCAUCAUCAUCAUCAUCAUCAUCAUCAUCAUCAUCAUCAUCAUCAUCAUCAUCAUCAUCAUCAUCAUCAUCAUCAUCAUCAUCAUCAUCAUCAUCAUCAUCAUCAUCAUCAUCAUCAUCAUCAUCAUCAUCAUCAUCAUCAUCAUCAUCAUCAUCAUCAUCAUCAUCAUCAUCAUCAUCAUCAUCAUCAUCAUCAUCAUCAUCAUCAUCAUCAUCAUCAUCAUCAUCAUCAUCAUCAUCAUCAUCAUCAUCAUCAUCAUCAUCAUCAUCAUCAUCAUCAUCAUCAUCAUCAUCAUCAUCAUCAUCAUCAUCAUCAUCAUCAUCAUCAUCAUCAUCAUCAUCAUCAUCAUCAUCAUCAUCAUCAUCAUCAUCAUCAUCAUCAUCAUCAUCAUCAUCAUCAUCAUCAUCAUCAUCAUCAUCAUCAUCAUCAUCAUCAUCAUCAUCAUCAUCAUCAUCAUCAUCAUCAUCAUCAUCAUCAUCAUCAUCAUCAUCAUCAUCAUCAUCAUCAUCAUCAUCAUCAUCAUCAUCAUCAUCAUCAUCAUCAUCAUCAUCAUCAUCAUCAUCAUCAUCAUCAUCAUCAUCAUCAUCAUCAUCAUCAUCAUCAUCAUCAUCAUCAUCAUCAUCAUCAUCAUCAUCAUCAUCAUCAUCAUCAUCAUCAUCAUCAUCAUCAUCAUCAUCAUCAUCAUCAUCAUCAUCAUCAUCAUCAUCAUCAUCAUCAUCAUCAUCAUCAUCAUCAUCAUCAUCAUCAUCAUCAUCAUCAUCAUCAUCAUCAUCAUCAUCAUCAUCAUCAUCAUCAUCAUCAUCAUCAUCAUCAUCAUCAUCAUCAUCAUCAUCAUCAUCAUCAUCAUCAUCAUCAUCAUCAUCAUCAUCAUCAUCAUCAUCAUCAUCAUCAUCAUCAUCAUCAUCAUCAUCAUCAUCAUCAUCAUCAUCAUCAUCAUCAUCAUCAUCAUCAUCAUCAUCAUCAUCAUCAUCAUCAUCAUCAUCAUCAUCAUCAUCAUCAUCAUCAUCAUCAUCAUCAUCAUCAUCAUCAUCAUCAUCAUCAUCAUCAUCAUCAUCAUCAUCAUCAUCAUCAUCAUCAUCAUCAUCAUCAUCAUCAUCAUCAUCAUCAUCAUCAUCAUCAUCAUCAUCAUCAUCAUCAUCAUCAUCAUCAUCAUCAUCAUCAUCAUCAUCAUCAUCAUCAUCAUCAUCAUCAUCAUCAUCAUCAUCAUCAUCAUCAUCAUCAUCAUCAUCAUCAUCAUCAUCAUCAUCAUCAUCAUCAUCAUCAUCAUCAUCAUCAUCAUCAUCAUCAUCAUCAUCAUCAUCAUCAUCAUCAUCAUCAUCAUCAUCAUCAUCAUCAUCAUCAUCAUCAUCAUCAUCAUCAUCAUCAUCAUCAUCAUCAUCAUCAUCAUCAUCAUCAUCAUCAUCAUCAUCAUCAUCAUCAUCAUCAUCAUCAUCAUCAUCAUCAUCAUCAUCAUCAUCAUCAUCAUCAUCAUCAUCAUCAUCAUCAUCAUCAUCAUCAUCAUCAUCAUCAUCAUCAUCAUCAUCAUCAUCAUCAUCAUCAUCAUCAUCAUCAUCAUCAUCAUCAUCAUCAUCAUCAUCAUCAUCAUCAUCAUCAUCAUCAUCAUCAUCAUCAUCAUCAUCAUCUCAUCAUCAUCAUCAUCAUCAUCAUCAUCAUCAUCAUCAUCAUCAUCAUCAUCAUCAUCAUCAUCAUCAUCAUCAUCAUCAUCAUCAUCAUCAUCAUCAUCAUCAUCAUCAUCAUCAUCAUCAUCAUCAUCAUCAUCAUCAUCAUCAUCAUCAUCAUCAUCAUCAUCAUCAUCAUCAUCAUCAUCAUCAUCAUCAUCAUCAUCAUCAUCAUCAUCAUCAUCAUCAUCAUCAUCAUCAUCAUCAUCAUCAUCAUCAUCAUCAUCAUCAUCAUCAUCAUCAUCAUCAUCAUCAUCAUCAUCAUCAUCAUCAUCAUCAUCAUCAUCAUCAUCAUCAUCAUCAUCAUCAUCAUCAUCAUCAUCAUCAUCAUCAUCAUCAUCAUCAUCAUCAUCAUCAUCAUCAUCAUCAUCAUCAUCAUCAUCAUCAUCAUCAUCAUCAUCAUCAUCAUCAUCAUCAUCAUCAUCAUCAUCAUCAUCAUCAUCAUCAUCAUCAUCAUCAUCAUCAUCAUCAUCAUCAUCAUCAUCAUCAUCAUCAUCAUCAUCAUCAUCAUCAUCAUCAUCAUCAUCAUCAUCAUCAUCAUCAUCAUCAUCAUCAUCAUCAUCAUCAUCAUCAUCAUCAUCAUCAUCAUCAUCAUCAUCAUCAUCAUCAUCAUCAUCAUCAUCAUCAUCAUCAUCAUCAUCAUCAUCAUCAUCAUCAUCAUCAUCAUCAUCAUCAUCAUCAUCAUCAUUCAUUCAUUCAUUUAUUCAUUCAUUCAUUCAUUCAUUCUUUCAUUCAUUCAUUCAUUCAUUCAUUCAUUCAUUCCUUCAAUCAAUCACUCGAUUUUGAUGGUGAUGAAGAUGAUCUGGAAAUUGAAGAAGAAAAUCUCAUUGUCAAUAGUAUGACACGUUUGGUAAUGUAG
Messenger RNA from Heterobilharzia americana, 5787 nucleotides. The record is from the annotation of a GenBank genome assembly. Lineage: Eukaryota; Metazoa; Platyhelminthes; Trematoda; Strigeidida; Schistosomatidae.